This is a messenger RNA of Oncorhynchus keta (chum salmon), 5052 nucleotides long. RefSeq lists its product as uncharacterized. Gene Ontology annotation, cellular component: nucleus. The transcript is spliced from 5 exons. Bases 2953 to 4089 code for a protein of 378 amino acids. Lineage: Eukaryota; Metazoa; Chordata; Actinopteri; Salmoniformes; Salmonidae. The record is from RefSeq and is a predicted model, not a curated record.
CCACCUCCCGGAACUCCAGUACUCCUAUGUGGUCCUGGGGGGGACAUUCAGCAUAUACCUGAUAACAUUUUUUGAUAGCCCACUAUACCAAGCAGAGCAGACAUAAUCAAAAUGACAUGGAAUCAAGGUUGAGACAAGCAUUUUCUUCACUUUGAUGUUAAAAUAUCUAACGUAAACUCACCCCAUUCCGUACAAAUGUGCGCAACCGCAACAUUCGAACGAGGCUACAAAGAAAACUAAUGGGACUGUAGUUGACUUCAAAAUCUGGGGUGUGAAAAACGUUUCUAUUCAAGCAUUGAUCGACAUGGUAAUGGCUCUGUAGUACUGGAGAAAAGUUGGAAAAACGUACCCUCCGUUACAUCGUAAUGUGUCAUGUCGUAACGUACAGCACGCAUAAAGUAACUAUAUCUGUCUUACAAUCUCUCUCCAACAGGUGUAGCACUUCUCUCAUCCUUUAAAAACAAGAAAUGGACAAAUGACGGGGGGAUACCUAGUCAUUUUUUGCAUCAUCACUGCAUGCGAUCAUCAUUCUCAAAGCUGCUGUUUACUUCUAAGAUCACUUUAGCACCGCCCUAAAAACCUGAUUCAAAUUCGACACAAACCUUCAAAUAGGUAUGUAAUGACACAUUAUAUAAACACUUUAUAGUGUUUUAUUUACAUUUUAGAGGCAAUAUGGUGAUACGUUGGACAGAUCGAGUGAAAAAAAGCUAAUUUCCCACACACCUAUCACUAUCACGCAUUAUUUUCGCUUCCCCACCAGCCAUUUCUAAAAAGACUCGACGGGGCUCAUUGCCUUCUUCAAUUAUGGAGAAACGGGCAGCGUGGGGGUCAUGUAAUUGAUUCUGUUGGAAAGGGUAGAAAUUGUGCUUUACAAUGGUAUUGACAUUACAGUUGAUCUGGAAGUAUUACGUUUUUGGGGCGCUAAAAUAAGGUAAAUUGUACGGACCAAGGCGAAAAGUGAGUGAGUGAAAUUUACGAAAAGUGAGUGAGUUUACGUUAUUGUUACGACAUCAAAAAUGUCCAUUUGUUUGCCAUUUUAGAAAGACUUUUGGCAGCAAUCCGGGAUUGAAAAGGGAUUGAUCUAGGGACACACCAAGAUAAAUUACACUUGUUUUAGAUUCAAUCUCCUUGCCUACACAGUUUACCUUUAUCUUGUUAGCCCUAAGCAAUCUACAGAACAAGAAUAGACUGACAAGUUUCAGAAGAGUCUUUGUGUCUGGCCAUUUUGAGCCUGUAAUCCAACCCACAAAUACUGAUGCUCCAGAUAAUCAACUAGUCUUAAGAAGGCCAGUUUUAUUGCUUCUUUAAUCAGAACAACAGUUUUCAGCUGUGCUAACAUAAUUGCAAAAGGGUUUUCUAAUGAUCAAUUAGCCUUUUAAGAUGAUAAACUUGGAUUAGCUAACACAACGUGCCAUUGGAACACAGGAGCGAUGGUUGCUGAUAAUGGGCCUCUGUACGCCUAUGUAGAUAUUCCAUUAUAAAAAUCAGCCGUUUUCAGCUACAAUAGUCAUUUACAACAUUAACAAUAUCUACACUGUAUUUCUGAUCAAUUUGAUGUUAUUUUAAUGGACAACAAAUGUGCUUUUCUUUCAAAUACAAGGACAUUUCUAAGUGACCCCAAACUUUCAAAUGGUAGUGUACAUUCAACAUUUUUGCAGGUAUCUGGCUCCAUAGUCCCCUUUCGAUGCAGAAGGCAUCAGUGGAAUUGGGUUGCUAUGCUUGUUCAAAUCAAAUCAAAUGUUAUUGUCACAUGCGCUGAAUACAACACUUACUUAUUUGUGGUCACCAGGCAAACAAAGUAAAUUGGGAAGGGAUCAACAUUCUGUGUUUGCUUUGCUUUGAACAAUUUAAUGAAUUGUAUCUGUCAAUGAGGACAAUCGUUUUUUUAAAUGCACUUUAUAGCUCUUUUUUCAUUUUAAUUUAUUUAACUCAACAGUUGCUUAAUGGCAGACUGCAUUCUCUCAUGUAGUUUGUGUUGAUAUUGUGAACUGGACAGCUAAAUGUAUCUAGCAAUUGACAUGUUUGAGUUUUCGUUAAGACUAUAUUAGCACUUCAAUAUAGCUGAUGUCAAACUUGGUUUCCAUUACACAAUUUCCUAAUUGUCAUAAUAUCAAGUAGGCUAGACCCACAUCCUCCCCUUAUUACAUCCCUGUGGUGUUAAUUUGUAAACUUCAAACUGAAUAAUUAAUAUAAUUUGUAUACAAAAUACAUAUGGACGGGUAUUGUAACUCUGUAUAUAAAUCAUUAAAUUAAGCUAGCCUUAAAUUGUAAGUUAUUGUGAUCUUUUUCGUAGACCGCGUGGCCUAAUGGAUAAGGCGUCUGACUUCGAAUCAGAAGAUUGAGGGUUCGAGUCCCUUCGUGGUCGUUUAACUUCUCUCUAGCGUUACUUAUGUUAUGAUAUGUUGUUAAUGUCGCUACAUAAGUAUUGUCAUGUCUCUUGAAGCCAAGAAAAUAAAGGAUUAUUUACUUUGAGCCUAUUUUGUUUUAGAUUGAUUAGCGACCGAUUUCCGCUCGUGUAUGCUAUAUUCUUACAAUUCGGCCGUCAUAUGUUUUAGUAGCAACAUGAUUUGGUUGAGGAAUGUCACCACAGGGUGUUUGUACGUUCAAUCAAGACUGUACGUUAUUAUGUAACAAUAGUAGCAGUGAUUGAUGCACGUUGAACUGUAAUGUGGCCAUUCUUGGCAUCAUACCAAAUUCGUAUUCUGGUAAGAUUUCGUAAUGUUGCGCUCGUGGCCGCCUGUAGGUCAUGGAAAAUGCGCGAUCAGAGUCUGCGCAACUCAGCGUUCUUCUCGUCGUCUGUGCGAAGUUUAUGAAGCUGCACUGCAAGAGGAGAAAAAAAAAAUAUUCGUCACUCUAUUGGCUGACAGUGCCAAGGGUGGUGCCAUCUCAGGUAUAGGUGGUUAUCUCUUGGGCGUGUAAACAGGACAGGCCAAGGGCUGUUAGGAGUGCAACAUGAAUUUUAAAUUCACCUAUAGCGAAAUAGAGGAACUUGGGGGCAACUUGCCCAUGAAGAAAAGGAAGUCGCGCUUCACCUUCGAUGAAGUCCAUCUGCUGCUGACUGAAGUCAAAAGAAACAGGCACAUCCUCGUAAGCAAGUUCAACCAAGGCGCCUCGUCAGACCUGAGGAAGCGAACAUGGGCGGACAUUGCGAUUCACAUCAACAAAAUUAGCGAGUGCCAACGGGAGGUCAUGGAGAUCGUCAAGAAGUGGGCGGACCUAAAGUGCGAUGCCAAGCGUAGGAUGGUGGCCAUGCGAGGGCCUAACGGUGUCCGUAUCUCCCAGAACCUGUCGCCGGUGGAGAAAAUGGUGCACGAGAUACUAUCCAUGUCCCCUCCGAACAAGGCCACCAUGGGCAGUAUGAAUGAUGAAACUGAGGAGAAUGACUUUGGUGACAUGUCAGGGGUGUCGACUCGCUCCUCUGGCACCUCUAAUGGUAUGGCUGGCCUUCAUCACAUGGCUAUGCCUGUCACCAGCCCCCACGCUAUGGGCUCGUCUAUGUCUCCUUUCUCAACUCCGGAUAAAGAUCUUGGCAUGUUCUCUCCGAUGCCAUUUGGCCGGGAUCCUUCUCAGUCAUUUCAUGAUUUUUCAUUCAUGAAACCAGUCGAUGAAGACGACAGUCUGGGAUUUGAGGACCUAGAAGAGGAGCCGCGGCACAUGGGCUCCUUCCGCCCCCCUGCUGAGCCUCGUCGCACCUACUCCAGAUUCGCUGCCUCUUCCACCGCGGUGUCUUCCUCCAUGGCUACCUCCUCGUCCUCCCACCCAGCUCACUCCUCUUCCUUUCUCCCUGCUCCUCUCUCCUCUUCCACCUCUACAGGGUCAGUCAUGGGGCAGGGGGCAAUCCGGAAGCAGCUAGCCCACAGUGCCUCCCUCAGUCUCAAGGAGCAGCAGGCCACUACUGCCCUGCUAGGGGCCGUGUCGGGGUCUUUGGGGGCCCUGGCCCAGUCCGUGCAGCAGCUGGUGGAGUCGCAGCAGGAGUUUGUACGCGACUCCCUGCAGAUGCAGCGAGAGACUGUGAGCGUCCUGCGAGACUUCUCCACCAAUGCCCUGGCUCUCCUGCGGGACAAGGUCAACGGCCACCCACCGCCUUAACUCUCAGUUCACCAACAGAACACAACACACACACGGACCCUACCUGUGAAGUGCUUGCCCGUGGACCGAGAUCAUGUCAUUAAUACUAUUUGCUGAUUCACCUUGAGAAUGAGUAUGCUGCCACUAGUAUAGAGAGUACUGAAUAGCAGGAAGCCCAAAUAAAAUUAUGAAUAUCUUUAUAUACUGGAGAUGAGCUUUCUAACCAGUGACUGGUUUAUUGUUACUUUUGAUUAAAAAGAGCAAUGCAUCCACGUGUCAUGGUUCCAGAAUUAUGGUAAAUCAUAUUUUUGGUAUUUUUUUUUACUGAAUGAAACAAGACUGGACAUUGCAAGUAUGUUUGUCAGAGAAAACUUGUGCAAUACUCUAAAAACGCUUUUUGGGUGUAAGCGAACUGUUGAUCUGCUCCUAUUUUGUUUUACAUAGCCUCGUUUGCAGGCUUCCUCUAACAAGUAUGCAAUGACCGGUCAUCCACACACAUUCCAAGCAUAACCAGCCACAUUUAUAGAUUAAUUUGGAUCAAAUUAAUUAAAUGACUAAGAAAAAGAGCAGCACGUACAUGUGGAAAGUAUGAAUGAGAUUUGAUCUGCCAACCUCUGUCAUUACUAUCCAAAAGUUAGGUGGUUUGGUUUUCAAACGGGCAAUAAAUCCCACUACAACUACAAGACGACUAAAUAGAAACUGGCCAUAUUUGUAGCAUUUGCACUUCAAUUUAAUGUAUUUUCAUUUUGUAUUGAGUUUAAAUUAUGAGUGUCUUAACUUUUUAGAAAAGUUUUGAGUUAUAUUUUGUCAAUGCUGAAGAAAUGUUUUUAUGAAAAAGUAACCUUUUUCACUGAACUUCAAUUAACUUUUUGUUUUUCCAGACUGAAUGAUUUUUAAAACAUACUCUAGACUACUGUACUGUAACAUGUAAUGUGUGACUCCUUCAACCAAAUCUUGAGAAUAAAACAACCUGUUUUUAACCUA